Aureobasidium subglaciale EXF-2481 is the source of this 1404-nucleotide messenger RNA. RefSeq lists its product as uncharacterized. Gene Ontology annotation, molecular function: DNA replication origin binding; single-stranded DNA binding. Lineage: Eukaryota; Fungi; Ascomycota; Dothideomycetes; Dothideales; Saccotheciaceae. Bases 1 to 1404 code for a protein of 467 amino acids. The record is from RefSeq and is a predicted model, not a curated record. Gene Ontology annotation, cellular component: DNA replication preinitiation complex. The transcript is spliced from 3 exons. Gene Ontology annotation, biological process: DNA replication initiation; DNA replication; mitotic DNA replication preinitiation complex assembly.
AUGUCAGAAGAGAGGAUACAAACUCUUCGUGUAGAGUUGAAGACAUGGGAGAAGGAAUUUUCGGUCCAACACGGUGGAAAGCGGCCGAGUCGUGAGGACAUCCGGAACAAUGUCGAGAUUGCUGCAAAGUACAGCGAAUAUGACAAGCUGAAACGACCACGGGUAAAGCAGUCCGAGUCACAAGACGCUCGAGUCCCCAAGACGAUCCAUGCAACACCCAGAAAGAAGGCCGCCCCAGCGGCAACACCACAGAAGCCUGUCUCACAUCUCUCGAUAGCCACGAUAGCAGCGUUACAGGACGAGGAAAUAGAGCUAGAGCCCACACCGGCUGCAGUACGCAUGCAUCUCGGCCCCACACCACAGAAAGAUGGCCACAUCCUGAGUCUCUUCGACGACCUGUCGUCAACUGCUUCCAAGCCUUCGCGCGCUGCCCUUUCAACAAUAGAAGCAAAUGCAAACUUCACACCGAGUAAGCCGUCCCAGCUCCUCUUUGCUGACAACGAAUCGCCACCUGAGAAUGCCAACGACCGCACUCCUGCUUCAAGCAGCAAACGCUUCCUCCUCGAUUCCUUCGUCUCGACUACACCCUUGAAGCGGAAGCGUGAGGACGAGGAGCCGGCUCAUGCUACACCAUCAAGUGCAAAGGGUCUCUCGACGCCCGCCUUCUUACGUAGAUCAUCCAAUAUGCUCAUCAUGGACACCUUGGUCGAAGAAGCCCAGAAUGACCACGAGCUCAAGAGCAUGAACAUUGGCAGGAUGCGUCAACCACCCUUCAAGAAGCGUGGCAUUGUUAGAAGUCUAAGCAGCAUCAUCCAAGGCAUGAGGAAGCAAGAAGACGACAGAUUGGACGAAGAGAUGGAGAUGAUGCGUGAGAUGGAUGAAGAAGAUGAAGAUGUACCGGCUAAGCCCGUUGUCCAAGUCGAGGAUAGCCAGGUCGUUAUGCCUCUUGGUCCUGACCAAGGCAUCGAGAGUGAAGAGUCAGAAGAGGAAGAGAGGGAUACGGGUGUCUUCAGAAAGCCAUGGAAGAAGAAGGGUCUGAAGCGCCAGACGAAGCGUGUUAUCAUGCGACCUGCACCAAAGCCAAAAGCUACAGCUCAACCAGAACAUCCAGAUGCACUAUCCGAGAACGAAGGCAUUGUCGCCGAGACACAGCUUCCCGAAGCUCUAGACGACAUUGACUCGGGCGCAGAUUCGGAUGCAGCAUACAGCGAUACAGAAGCCAAGAGAAAGCGGCAACUUACUAAGACCACCACUGCAGAUACAGAGACAGUGUCCAAGGGUGACGGAAUUAUCAAGAAGGCGGCGAAGAAGAUCAGUGCCACUGCACACGCCAACUUCAGGAAGCUCAAUAUCAAGAACAAAAACUCAAAGGCCAAUGGCAGAGGAAGGUUCGGAAGGAAAUGA